UGAUUUUCACAUUUCCCUGACAGAGCUGCUCACAGUAGGUGUGUGUCCGUUCGCGACCAGAGGAUAAGGACCCUUCUCAUUCUCAUUGGUUUGAAACAUUGGGACUAUAAAUUCUAAUUGCAUACCAUCGUAAUAUUUAUGCUUGUUGUUUGACCUCUGACCCCUGAUCCCUGACCCAUGGAACGAUGCAGCGAUGAAGCUCGGAGCCCACUGAGAGCCACACAGUGAGAUGAAGUCGACGCAGCCCAGCGAGCACCGCGGUCCCGUUUUAACCCAACACUCAGACACCUGUCUGUUGCUCCGCCCUCUCCCGCUGCCCCAGGCCCCAGUCCCUCCCCCCCGGCCCACGAGGCCUUAGUGAUGCGUGUUAUGAAUAGCCCGUCCCUGGCCAAUGAGAAACAGAACUGCAAUGGCGGGAGCAGGGCGGCCGAUUCCAUGCCCGCGCCCCCGCCCGUGAGCGUCCUUUGCGGCCCGCCCGCUCCUGCUCCGCCUCCCCCUCCCCCUCCCCCUCCCCCUCCCCCGCCCCCUCCCAGCGUCCCCCCGCCCCCACCGCCCCCUCCGCCGGGAGCGGGGAACCCUGUUCCCGGGCAACGCAAGAAGAAGCGAGUGCGCAGCUUCUUCUGGAAGACCAUUCCGGAGGAGAAGGUGCGCGCCAAGCCGAACAUCUGGACCCUGGCCACGCGCCAGCAGCAGCAGUACCAGAUCGACGUGCGCACCAUCGAGGAGCUCUUCGGCCAGCAGGAGGAGGCCCGGUCCGGCGGCGGGCUCAGCCGGGGAGACAGGUCCAAAGAUUCCAUCAAGGAGACCAAAAAAGAGAUCUGUAUCCUGGACUCCAAGAGAGGCAUGAACGUUGGCAUUUUCCUCAAGCAGUUCCGAAAGUCUAACCAGGCCAUUGUCGAAGCCAUUCGCUUUGGAAAGAGUGCCCCGUUCGGCCCAGAGCCCCUGAGAGACCUGCUGAAGCUGCUUCCGGACGAGGAUGAGCUGAAGAAGCUCCGAGCGUUCCAGGGAGACGCCGACUCCCUCUCUCUCGCAGACUCCUUCGUGUACCUUUUAAUCCAGGUGCCGAGCUUUGACCUGCGCAUCGAAGCCAUGGUGCUGAAGGAGGAGUUUGUCCCACUCUCUUCCGUAAUGAGCAAGGAAAUCGAUAUCAUGCGCACGGCAAUGAAAGAGCUGAUGAGCUGUGAAGAGCUACACGCCAUCCUGCACCUGGUGCUGCAGGCGGGGAACAUCAUGAACGCGGGCGGUUACGCUGGCAACGCGGUGGGCUUCAAGCUGUCCUCCCUCCUCUCGCUGGCAGACACCAAGGCAAACAAGCCGGGAAUGAACCUGCUGCACUUCGUGGCUCUGGAAGCCCAGAAGAAGGACAAGCAUCUGCUGAAAUUCCCUGAGAAGCUCGUGCACGUUCAGAGUGCAGCUCGGAUGUCCUUGGAGAGCGUGGAAGCCGAGUUCCAGUCCCUGCACAGCCGGACGCAGUCCGUGGAGGCCAAGGUCCAGAAGGACGGCGAGCUGAAGCUGCAGCUGGAUGAGUUCCUGCAGAGCUGGUCGAGAGUCCUGGAGGACCUGAAGAAGCGCCGGACGGACCUCCGGCAGGAAGGAAACGCGCUCAUCGACUUCUUCUGCGAGGACAAAGACACCGUCAAACUGGACGACUGCUUCAGGAUAUUCCAAGACUUCUGCCUCAAAUUCAAAAAGGCCGUCCAGGACAACUGGGAGCGGGAGCUGAAGGAGGCGACCAAGCAGCGGCGUUUGCGGGAGCUGGAGGAGAAGCGGCACUCGUGGGCGGGCAACGCCGACCAGGGCGGCGGCUUCGGCCGCAGCAGCAGCGAGAACGACGUGGAGACGCUGACCAGGGAGGGGCUGCUGGACUUCCUGCAGCAGCGGCCCCGGAGCCCCAACAGCCCGCAGGGCCGCUCGUCCAGCGCCCGCCGCCACCGGAGCACCACCACCGCCGCCGCUGCCGACCGCGAGCUGCGCAGCUUCCUGGAGCUCGCCGCCGACGCCAACGGCGACGCCGACGGGAGGUUCCUCAGCCUGGCCCGCCCCGCCCGCUCCCCGGUCAAGGGCACCCCGGGCUCGCCGCGGGAAGGCCCCGACCGUCGCGUAGACGGCGACCGCCGCAGCGCCUUCUCCAGGCCCUCGUUCGUGCUCGGCGACGACCUGGAGAGGAACGUCUUCCUGAAGGCGGCGGCUGGCGGUCGGGGACAGAUGAACGUGAGCGUCGAAAAGCACACCCUGGUACCCGGGCUCCAGCCGUUUGACUUCGUCGCCCCUGGCAACGACGGUAACAGUAACGCGCGCUCGGCCGACAGGGGAGAUGUGGUCGUCACCGAUUUGGAGACCUUGGACUCUCCUCCUUCCGGGACGGGUUCAGGCCCGAGCAGAGGGUCAACAGCAGGGCGGGACGAUAAAACGGACACGUCCACAGGUCCGGAGCAGGAGGGGAGCAGCACAUCCUCCUCGAUGGCCCAUAACCCCCCUCCAGCACUAGACCCUUCAGUGUCAAACAAACAGCCUGCCCCCCACUUCCUGGACUGCACCGACACGGACUGCUCCGUGAUCCUGGACUACUCUGAAACGGACUCUCCUGUUUCCAGGGGGGGUACCGCUGCUGACAUGCGGACUCUGGUGAACGACAGUCGCAGUAACCUUAACGCCCAGAACUCAGCUUCAUCCGUGUCCACCAAUGAGCAUUCAGUGUCUGCAUCCACCAAUGAGAAAUCAGUGUCUGCCUCCACCAAUGAGAAAUCAGUGUCUGAAUCCACCAAUGAGCAAUUAGUGCCUGCAUUCACCAAUGACCAAUCAGUGUCCUCAUCCGCCAAUGAGCAAUCAGUGUCUACAUCCAUCAAUGAGAAGGCAACAUCCCCUCCCUCCAAUGACCAUGUAGUAUCUAUAUCCACCUAUGAACACCCUGCCUCUGCCUCCUCCAGCAAGGACUUGGUGAUGUCAUCAACCAAAGAGAAGCCUGCAUCUACGUUAACCAAUGACCAGUCAGCUUCUCCUUCCAUAAAUAAGCUCUCAGCGUCUGCACCCACUAAUGAUCAGGCUGAACCUCAAUCCACCAAUGACGACCCUGAGUCUGUUCAAUCGUCCUCCAAAGACAACACAAACAAGGGCAAACAGGUGGGUGAGAAACACCACAAGCCUGCCACUAAGAACCCUGGGAAUGGCAGUAAAACCCGGUCAAUAAGAACGUUGACCACCUCUGAGAACCAGAGCAUGCGCAAGGUGGUGCCCAUCUCGAAGGUGAACCGCUCGGGUGGUGCGGCCGGAAGGGCGGAGAGAGCGGGCGGUCAGGAAAACGCACGGCGGUCACCGCAGGACCAUGGCGCCCCCGCCAGGAGGACUGAGUCGCUGCGCGUGAUGUCCCCCCGCCCCAGCCUCCCCCUGGAAGACCAGAAGGCUCGGAAGGCCCCGCAGGCGGGGGACCAGACCCCGCGCGGUCCGUCCUUCAGGAAGCCUGCCGUCAAACCCGGUCGGACCGCCCCCAGGCCCCCGCCCGAGGAGAAGAUGUGCCGCUCCACCAUGCGCGCCUUGGCUCUGGCCCAGGGCGGCGGCAGCGCCCCGCCCACGCCCGCCCACGCCCCCAAGGCCGCCCUCCCCGGCUUCGCCCGCAACACGGUGGCCUCGUCCUCCCGGUGGAUGAAGAAGGACUCCGGCCCCAGCUCCACCCCGUCCACACCCUCAAAAACCGCCGCCCUCGCCCGGACCGGGUCCCUCAGGCACGCGCCAAACAGGGUGGCACCCGCGGGGGGCCAGCUCGCACCCGGGGACGGGGAGACGACUCAGGGGCCUCUGAGGAGGAGCCCUAGCACGAGGGUCUACAGCCGGACUGUCAGUCCAAGUGAAACUCCGCCCUCUCCCAGAGACCACUCCCGCAAGUUCAGCAGCGGCCUCUCUGAUAAGUCCGUCCAUUCUAAAGACUCCGCCUCCAGCAACACCCUCAAACCCACAUGGAAAUGACUGACAGAUAAAAGACCAUUCCAUUUGUGAAAAAAGAUGAACUUCACAAAGUUUAGAAUUGCUCCAUUGAAUAAAUGUCUUUAUUUAACUUUGUCCCUCUUUAGGUUCAAUCUAUCGUGGUUUUUCAAUGUUGCGUCCUUUGCUCUUGUCUAUGAAUGGGUAAUUUUUGCAGGAUUUUUAAAUGUACUAUAUCUCUUCCUGUUUGGAGUAUUUUCCAAUGUUGUUAUUAAAAUCAAUUUGAUCAUUUUGAAAUGAAAAACACUAACAGGCAACCACUCUAUACUUUGGAGAGUACACAUUAUAUCGACCAGGGGUUUUUUCCUCAAAUCCUUUUUCAGACGAUCUUCCUAUGAAGAGAGUAGACAAAUGACUAACCUUUUCCAAGGCGUCACACUGCUUUGUCUUGUUUGUGAUGAAGUAGGAAACUACUGAGCAUAUUGUAAUGCUGCUGAUAAGCUGGGUUAACUCAAGUUGAGUGUGUUUAUUCAGGGUACUUGUUCAUGUUUAAAUAUUUUAUAAAACCUGUUUGUCACUGUUGCAGAGUCUUACUUUGCAAAGCCAUAAACCAACCGUUCCCACUCAAACACCAAGCACUAUUCAGAAUGCUCAAAAUACCUACAUCGCUGUUGUUAGGUGACUGUAUUUUUAUCAUUUUUAUGAAUAGAACCAUAGUGUCCUGUGUUCAGAAUUGAGCAGUCUUACAUAUUUAGAAGCACAUUCAUUGUAAUAUCGACAGGACUUGUACACACAUUGAAACAAAACAUAUUUUCGUGCAUAUGGAAUAAAUUGAUGAAUACAUGUGUGUUCUUUUUUUUGGGAAUGAAAUAACACAUUUGCCUGUGUUAUUUGCAUCACAUAAACAUUUCUCUCCAUGGUUUCUUUUAUAAAACAGUUUUCUAUAUAUUUUUCUGUUAUUCAGGGCCAGUUAUCUUCCAUGUAUUUUGAAAUAUACAUUGGUAAUAUAUUAUAGUUUAUUCCGUUUUGCAUUGUGCUUGCCUAGUUAUUAUUUAAAUACAGUAUUACAAUAUUAUUAUUACGGUGUUGAGCAGCUUGCUCAUGAUUGAUCUUAGCGCAUUUAAAUAAAAAAAUGAAAAAACAUAAUGGACCUCACAAUGGAUUAUACAUAUACUGUAUACUUUCAAGGCUUGAAUUUUUGGGAUUCAUUUGUCUUUCUUCAUAAAUUUUUUGCAGGCUUGCAUAUUAAUGGUCCUAAAAUUGAGUUAUCCGUUUUUAAUUCAACUAACACUGGUGGGACAAGCAAUAUAUAAGCUUAGAAAGACAUUUUGGGCAAGAAGUUAGACAAGCCAAGUAAUGUCCAAGUGAAAAGUCAAAUAAAUCAUAAUGUUUUGCAAACUGCGUUAAAACCAUCUCCGUGGUUUAGUGUGCAUUGUUUGUUGGUGCUAUUUACCAUGUAGUGCACCAUGAUACUAAGCAUAUAAUUACAAAUAAGUUAAAAUUUUUAUGUGCACCCAUUAUAAAAUCAAGGGGAAACUCAACUUUGCUGUGCACCCCACUAAUAACACACAAUCAUACACAUAAAUACCUGUGUGAGGUAUCACCUUUAAGCUGAACUUCAAUCCCCCAGUGAAUUGCAUCUCACUUCCUGACUGCUGUUUGCCUCAAGACAAAGCCGGGUGUGACCUUGUCUUUGGCUGGCACGCCAUGCCAUUAGCAUGUCCUGGACAUUAACGGUUCAGAUUAGGUUAUGAUAUGGGCUAUUAGUAGGGCUUAGUAAGAGUGACGAAGCCAUGCAUUUGGUGCCAAGCCAGAAACUUUUAUUUACUGUAAUUAAAUAAGAUCUUCUUUCCUCUUCCCAUGAUGCCUUUCUUAUACUGUUACUCCUGACCUUCUGUCCUUUGUGUAGUCCCUAGACUAAGCCCGUUUUCCUGUGCUUUUAAACUCUUGCUGAGGUAUAAUGCACUUGAGGCUUGAUUUACUAAGACCUUUAGCAUGUACAAGACCUUUUAGCUAAAUUACACGACUAAUGAUUGGUCAUGGUAUUUGUUUUGCACCAAUGAUUGGUUGUGUUAUUAGUUUUGUGUGUGCUAAAAGGUCGCACAUGGUAAUGGUCUUAGUAAAUCCAGACCUUCGUUCCAUUAUGCCUUUGUGUGCAGCACUGGUUCUGUACAUUGCUGGUGCUCAGAUAUGUCCUUCACUUUAUGUAUUACUGUAAAAUAUGUCAUUUCAGUGCAUUUUCAACAGCCAGAUUUGUCUAAUUUUAUUUUCUUUUUUAAGUGUAAGAGGCUGGAAUGAUUGGCAUUAUAAUAGUAAUUUUAUUUAUUUUUGUGUGUUCCAAAGGAAGAUAUGUUUGAAUAAUCUAAUCAAUUUUUUUGUUCGUUUUCCACUGUAUGUCUUAACGCUGCUGCAAAAUUUUGAAUUGAAAUAUUCAAGAACCUAAUUGCAAGGGUGACAUCUAGUGGGAAAGUAAGUUAAGUAAGGCAGCAGACAUUCUUUUAUCGGUGAAAAGAUAUAAACGUUUUUUUUCUUCUAAAUUAAUAUGUAAGGAGUAUACCAAAAGUACACUUUCAAAUGCAACAGUCCCCGUCAAUGUGACUUUUUUUUUUACAGUUACAUACAUUUUAAAUGGACUCUUUGCCACAGGAUUUAAAUAAGGUGUUUAAAUAAAGAUUCUAAAAGAUUUA
This is a messenger RNA of Anguilla rostrata (American eel), 6602 nucleotides long. Its product is annotated as FH2 domain-containing protein 1-like. The record is from RefSeq and is a predicted model, not a curated record. NCBI's taxonomy places the organism in Eukaryota, Metazoa, Chordata, Actinopteri, Anguilliformes, Anguillidae. The transcript is spliced from 12 exons. The coding region runs from base 361 to 3960 and encodes 1199 amino acids.